GACGAGCGGGCGUUGCGUGAUCCUCCACUACAGCGCGUCAACUCCUUGUUCGUGCCGUGGGGAGACUCGAGGCAGACCCUUCUGUCAUUAACAACCAGCUACUCUCCGAUUUUAGUCAGGUGAUAACCCGGUAACGAGGUUUUUUAACAGCACGUUAUUUCCCGGGUUUUGCUUUCAGUCGUCUUCAUCCCAUCUACCUAGUACCAACCAUGGCAGCGAGUGCCAAAAGAAAGCAGGAGGAGAAACACCUGAAGAUGCUGAGAGAAAUGACGAGUUUGUCCCCUAACAGAAAGUGCUUUGACUGUGAUCAGCGCGGCCCUACCUAUGCCAACAUGACAGUAGGAUCUUUCGUUUGCACCUCCUGCUCUGGCAUCUUGCGAGGGCUUAACCCACCUCACAGAGUGAAGUCUAUCUCCAUGACAACCUUCACGCAACAGGAAAUUGAGUUACUACAGAAAAAUGGCAAUGAGGUCUGCAAACAGAUGUGGCUCGGCCUAUACGACAACAGAACCUCCUCGAUUCCUGACUUCAGAGAACCUCAGAAGGUCAAGGAGUUCCUUCAAGAGAAAUACGAGAAGAAAAGAUGGUACGUUCCUCCAGACCAGGCCAAGGUGGUGGCCUCGGUCCAUGCCUCCAUCUCAGGCUCGUCCAACAGCAGCACCAGCAGCACUCCUGAAGUUCGGCCCCUCAAGACCUUGUUGGGCGAGGGCGUCCCUACCCUGCAUCUUAACAAGCACACACCGACUCAGUCUCCAGUGGUGAGCCGCAGCCAGGCCCACCAGCAGUUCCAGGACAAGAAGUUUGACCUCCUGAGCGACCUGGGUGGAGACAUCUUUGCUGCCCCUCCCUCCAAAGCUCCAGGCCCAGCGAACUUUGCCAACUUUGCACAUUUCAACAGCCACCCAGCCAGUCACAGCACAGCUGCAAAUGCAGACUUUGCAAACGCAGACUUUGCGAACUUUGAUGUGUUCAGAAGCGCCGGUCCGUCCGGUGCUUUCCCCCCUGCACCUCCAGCCCCGUUCCAGCCCUCGCAAACAGCGUUCACCUCACUGUCAUCCAGCCGCAGUGUGGGGGAGUUUGGCACCUCUCUGCCAUACUGGGGCCCUCACAGGAACAGCCUGCCUAGCAGGGGGAGCCUGGGGCCCGGCCAGGCAGGAUUGAGCCACCCUCAGAGCCAGCCUGCGGGGCUGGGAGGAGACCGCUACGCUCCCCUGGCAGAGCUGGACACCGUCUUCAGCCCGCCCGCCCCCCCAGCCAGCGUGUACAACACCAGCUCACAAGGGGGGAUGUAUCCCAGCGGACCAGCAGCCUCCGCCAGCCAGGCACAACAGGGCUGCCUACCCAGCAUGCCCCAGGGUUUCGGAGGUCCUUCAACCAACCCUUUUGUUGCUGCUGCUGUUGUCCCGGGAGCAGCCCACACCAACCCCUUCCAGAGCAAUGGGCGGGCAGCGGCGGUGGCGGCAGCAGCCACAUUUGGCUCUGGCUCCCUGAGCAUGCCCUCAGGACUGGGGAACGCUGCCGCCUUCAACCUCCCCACCAGCUUCAGUGGGAACUUCCAGCCGCCGUACCCUGGCCAGGCCCCCUUCCCCCAGGCCCAGGCCUACCCCCAGCAGCCCAACGGCGGAGGGUUCUCAGGCUACGGCCCGGCCAAGCCCAUGGUGACACCUUUCGGGCAGGUCAUGGCAGCACCCGGGGUCUCUAGCAACCCCUUCCUGGCCGGAGCGCCGUCGGCCCAGUACCCUGCCGGAGGCUCUUCCACCAAUCCUUUCUUGUAGCGCUUCCUCCCUGGACGGCCACGAGCACACAGCACACUCACCCCUCCUACACUGUUUUGUUUCACCAGUAGCUUUAAAAACACAAUCUUUCCAAGAACAUUUUUUUAUGAGAAGGAAGAACAAGACCAACAACAGGAAGGAACAACACGUGAUUCGGUUACGUGGAAGCAGAACCGCAGACGGUAUGGUGAAGGUAAAUGUGCUACACUGGACGUGGUGGUCUCCUCUUCCUCCACUCAACCUGUGAACUGAGCCCAGCUAUAUUCAAACUGGCUAAUACUAAGUUAUUGCAAAUGUCCCGUUCAUUAUGCUGCAAUCCUGUACAUACGUUUUUCUUCAAAGAAACUGGCUUUUUGUGCAUAUCAGUAUUUGUAUCUUUAACAUGUUUGUUAAGGCAGAAGUGUUACUUUGAAAGCUGCAGUCUGCUGUGAGUUGCUGGAAAGAACCAAAAGCAGUGUUGCAUUGUUAGGAGUGUCUCUACUGAGGAGGAGAGAACAUUUAUUCAUGAGGAGUAUUUCUGUAAGAAAAGCUGCCCCCCAAAUCUCAGCUGUCAUGGGCAAGAACCACAAACUCCAGACUGAAGACCACUACUUGGAUGUUACAGAAAUUUAAGUUAAUGUGUAAAUAUAUAUAUAUUAAAAUGAAUUUUACCAAAACAA
Messenger RNA from Osmerus eperlanus (European smelt), 2434 nucleotides. It is a transcript of the gene agfg1a, whose product is annotated as ArfGAP with FG repeats 1a. The transcript is spliced from 13 exons. Gene Ontology annotation, molecular function: GTPase activator activity. Gene Ontology annotation, biological process: spermatid nucleus differentiation; intermediate filament organization; acrosome assembly. The record is from RefSeq and is a predicted model, not a curated record. Gene Ontology annotation, cellular component: cytoplasm; membrane; cytoplasmic vesicle. NCBI's taxonomy places the organism in Eukaryota, Metazoa, Chordata, Actinopteri, Osmeriformes, Osmeridae. The coding region runs from base 210 to 1775 and encodes 521 amino acids.